Betta splendens (Siamese fighting fish) is the source of this 2866-nucleotide messenger RNA. Its product is annotated as butyrophilin subfamily 2 member A2-like. The record is from RefSeq and is a predicted model, not a curated record. The coding region runs from base 53 to 1588 and encodes 511 amino acids. NCBI's taxonomy places the organism in Eukaryota, Metazoa, Chordata, Actinopteri, Anabantiformes, Osphronemidae. The transcript has 6 exons.
UAUUAGAGACCGCGGCACUGAACGUGAGCAGUCCAUUGCCUCGCGCGCAGCAAUGGAUCGAGCCGCUUCUGAACUUUGCGGUUCGAACCUUUCUAAACCAGCGAAGUCAAACAAAGUUGGAUUCUUGUCUCGUGUCUUUGACAAAGUUCCGCUCGGGCGCUUCGCCGUUUUCUCCGUCCUGCUGUUCCUUCGUGUCACGUCUUGUUCAGGAACAAACCUGCAGGACGCCCCACAGAAGAUCCAAGCCUUCGUGGGUGAAACAGUGGUUCUGCCCUGCAACAUCUCUGUCUCAGGUGAACUGCCAACGGUGGAAUGGUCAAAGGAAGGUUCAAACGUAGCGUUCCUCUACCGGGACGGUUGUGAGGACUUUGCCAUGAAGAAUGAAGCUUUCCGAUACAGGACGAACCUCAUCAUGAAUGAACUGAAAGAUGGGAACAUCUCACUGAUGAUUUCUGAUGUUCAGCUGACGGAUGCUGGUAAAUACCAGUGUGUGAUUGUCAAGGGGAGAAAAGGUCGGAACGUUGUCAAAACGCUGGAGCUUGUUGUGGGUGCCUUUUCUGAGCCAAAGCUCUCAGUCGUCUCAGGUGCAGACGGUGCACAGACUCUGGAAUGUGAGACGAGCUGCUGGUUCCUGGAGCCUGAAGUUACAUUUGUAGACGAUCAGGGAAACAUCAUCAGUGGUGAAAACCUAAAGAGACAUCAAGAGCCCAGAGGAUGCUUCACCGUCACAAAGAGAGCGACUGUGCCCACUGGCUCCAACAGGGUCACGUGCAGAGUUCACGAGCCUCAGAUGAACAAGACCAGAGUCUCAGAGAUUCACUACAUAAGAGGGGACUGUGUUUCCUCCUGCAUUAUACCCUUCGCCAUUGCUCUUCUGUUGGUCAUUUUAGGGUUUUCAUGUGUCUUUAUAGGCAAAAAAUAUGUGAACACAGAAACAUGCAGGUGGACAUCCAAACCAAUCCUUCCAAUCAUCAACCAGGCAGUAAAUGAACCUGCUGGGCUUCAGACACAAGUUCAGGAGCUGCAGAACCAACUUAUUGAGAAAGAGGAGACAAUUCGCCGACUGACAGCACAAGUGGAUGAACUCGGAUCUAGACGCAGUCCUGUCCUGCAGCAGGAUCAGCCUACGAUCAGCGCUGGUCCCUCCACAUCCUCUCCAAACAUGUCAAAGCCUGCUAGCCUCCCCCUGGACCAGCGCCCUCAGGUCAGCAGUGCAGAGCCACCAGCCUCAGCCCACAGCAAGCACUCAGCACAAGAAGCCAGAGCAAGGAAAGACUCAAAAGCUGGGGUCCUGAGGCAAAAGACACCAGUGGAGCCUCGGGUCAAAUCAAGCAGCCACAGCAAAAGCUCCCCUGCUCUUUGUAUGAGCGAUAGAACCGACGCAUCUGCUUCAUCUUCAUCCUCCUAUUCAGAUAACACGGUUUCCUAUACAAGGACCCAUUCUCAUCCUCCUCUAAAUGCAGCCAUUUCCUCUCAUAGACACACCUUCUCAGCUCCACUAUCAUAUCUUUCUCAUAACCCCUUCAGUGUUUUGGAGAAUUUAAGUGAGGAGUCAGAGAAGCUGCUUUCACAAGAGAACAAAAAAUAGUAAAAGAACAGAGAUCUGGAAGCCUGUUUGUGAGAUCUAAGAUGUGGAUGAACCACUUUCAGACCUGGACUUGGUCACCGGGGGUGUGUUCCAGAAAGCAGGGUUUUUAACCCUCUGCUAGACCCUGAACUCUGGGUUGAUUAAUGAGCGGCUUCGGACAUUAUCACGCCACUCAAUGGUCAUUAUCAGUGGUUAUCAGCCCAUACGUAUGGGCCGGUAGGUGCCCAUCUACCUGCUGGCAGCGGUGAAUAGGUGCAGUAGGUCGUCGUCAUUGAUCCGUAAGGUUGAUCACGGCUCGGAUGAUUUAACCAGCAGAGCCAGUAGGGGCGCUGUUGAGCGGUUGUUGUUCCGACGGGAGGAUCGAAGGUUUUGAUUUUCAUUUAUUAGCGAGCAUAACUUAGCAAGUAGCUAGCGGUGUUGUGUUAGCUAACUGUAACCUGAACCCCCCACCCGUUAUCCAGCCCUAACCCUAACCACAAUAACCUCUAAAGCUGCUUAACAUACGUACGUGCGUACGUGCGCAGCGUUUUGGCCAGUCCUCACUUAUUUGAAGGCCUGUUUGAGGGUUAAGAUGUGAUAUCAGGGUGUUGUGACGCCUAGGGUUAGGGUUUAGGGAAGGCAUUAUGUCAAUGGAGGCCCCUACUUCCAUGUAAAUACAAGGAUGUGUGUUUGUGUAAAUUAAUGAUUGUUUUAGGAGUAAUACUACAUAAAUACUUUAGAUGUGAGGUCAAAGUUAUUUGUUUCUGUAUUGGGAAAUAUUGUGUCUCUGUCCUUUUUCUUAUCCAAAACAGUCAUCAUGUGCUGGUUAGGUUCAACACUGAGCUCCUUACACAAACAACUAAUUUCUUGCGCCCUGUCCUACAUCAAGUUUAAACAUCCUAUGUUGUAACGUGAACAUUCUUCAUUCAGUACAAUGCUCUCAGGGCGCCCCCUGGUGGCAACAGUUUGCUGGCUUUGCCUGUUUAUGAAUUGACUUUUACAGUACAUGUCACUGCUUAGUUUAAUUGACUUGCAAAAAAAAAAAUUGGCAUAUCCUGAACUAAAAGCUACACACGUACCUGAUAUGCAAUUCAUAAUAGUUGAUCUACUUUACUAAAAUGUCUUUUAAUGCACUACAAACAUUAGAAUCUGUAAUUACAUUUACACAGGUUUGGAAGUGCAGAGUUUCUCUGGUUUGUGAUAAUGUCAUGACUCAAGACUACUUACAGCUGGUUUGUUGGAGGGUAAAGUAAAAAUAGUACAUUUUCUUAUUUGUUCAUUAAAUUGACUGCAAAGCUG